CCAACCCAAUUUAAUUAGCACUCACUCUUCUCCCCUAAUAAUCAACAAAUCAAUCAAUCAAUCAAAACCGAUUCCUCUCCCCUCCCCUCUCUUCCCCUUCCCUUGUGGUGCGCCUCCUCUCCUCCAAUCCCUACCUCAACCGAAGAGGAAGAAAAAGAAUCGCCAUGGCGGCGGAAAAAGGAAGUCCGCUUCCGAAGUUUGGAGAAUGGGAUGUCAAUGAUCCCGCCUCAGCUGAGGGAUUCACCGUAAUCUUCAACAAAGCCAGAGAUGAGAAGAAGACUGGUGGCAACUCACAGGGACAAGAUGUGCCCACAAAACCUUCACAGCCAUCCGGGCAAGGGUUGUAUGCAGCAAAGGGGAACAGUUCUAAAUGGUUCUGCUGCUUGCAACCAACUGCAGCUGAAUCUCGAAGGUCAUGAGCUCAAGUGGAUUGUGGAACUGAACUAUGGCGACCUUGCUAAAUUCUGAAAAGAUUCCACAAUAUCCAUGGAAAUAUGUUUGUGAGAGUUUUUACAGUUAUGUGGUGAUUGGUGAAGAUGUUAUGGGGAAACAAGUAAUGCUACGGGUCUGGUGUGUACAUUCUUUACAACGUAUAUAUGUGGGUGAACAUUGGUGGUGUAUAUGUAAUGCAUAAAGUUGUGUUUGGUCAAUUGACUUGAUCUUGAAAGUUCCUUGUUCAGAAAGUGGAAAAGAAAGGCAAAAGCUACACCGAAGGGCCUUUCAAGUUGGAUGUGCAUGUGAUUCCUUGCAGUCUGUUGACCUCUGCUACUUUCCUCAACAGGUGGACUACGAGUUUUGCUUCCUGUGCACAUGUACAAUGUUAACUUGGGGGGUAGUUCUCUGAAUUCAUUGGUAAUCUAUUUGGCUAGCGCAAGAUUUCAACCUUGCAUGGUUUAUGUA
Phragmites australis (common reed) is the source of this 900-nucleotide messenger RNA. RefSeq names its product protein NOI4-like. Bases 165 to 419 code for a protein of 84 amino acids. The transcript is spliced from 3 exons. The record is from RefSeq and is a predicted model, not a curated record. Lineage: Eukaryota; Viridiplantae; Streptophyta; Magnoliopsida; Poales; Poaceae.